Molecule: messenger RNA, 2034 nt
Organism: Eutrema salsugineum
Lineage: Eukaryota; Viridiplantae; Streptophyta; Magnoliopsida; Brassicales; Brassicaceae
Exons: 10
Coding region: 1-2034 (677 amino acids)
Molecular function (GO): protein dimerization activity; nucleic acid binding
Source: RefSeq, a predicted model, not a curated record
AUGGGUAGAAGCAGUUGCCCUACUAAUAAUGCAAAAGUGGUUGUAAAGCUGUUUAAAUCAAUCAUUUUUCCUUGCUUUGGAAUUCCUCAGACUACAAGUGGACAAGUGGAAAUCUCUAACAAAGAGAUCAAGUCGAUUCUGCAAAAGACGAUCGGCGUAAAUCGCAAGGAUUGGUCUGAAAAACUCAAAAAUGCACUUUGUGCCUAUCAGACAGCAUACAAAACUCAUUUAGAGACAACACCGUUCAAUCUUGUUUAUGGGAAAGCAUGUCACAUUCCUGUAGAGCUCGAGUACAAAGCACAAUGGACUAUUAAGGAGAUGAACAUGAACUUUAAGGCAGCUGGAGAAAGAAGAAUGCGUCAAAUUCAUGAGUUAGAAGAAAUCAGGCAGAAUGCCUAUGAGAAAUCCACGAUAUACAAGGAGAAGACGAAGAUGGAUAAGCCACCUCCUGCUUUGAAGUGGAACUCUCAUGAUGUUGGAUGGGAAUAUGGAGUCUUAAACGACCCAAAGAAUCCAGACAAAGUGAAGUGCUUGCUGUGUGGAAAUGAAUUUUUUGGUGGUGUGCAUCGGUUAAAACUACACAUUGCGCACAAAAAAGGAGUGGUGUCUUCAUGUCCUGUAUCGACUAAAGCUGAUCAAGAGAAGUGUCCUAUGGAUCGGUUUGCCAGCAACAUUAAUCCUGAAGCUUCAUUGGCUACACAGAAACGGCAGGAGAGUAUCAAUAUUGUUCAAGAUGGCUGUGUUCUGCGUGAACCAUUGCUGAAUGAGGAUGUACAGAGGACAAAAGAAAAGCUGAAGGUGCUGGAAGAAGAGUGGGAUAGAGAAGGUUGCUCAGUGAUGACGGACUCUUGGACUGAUAUGAAAAGGAGAAGCAUCAUGAACUUGUGUGUGAAUUCAAGAGGAGGCACAUGUUUUCUCUCAUCAAAGGACACCUCUAAGGAUUCUCAUACAGGUGAGUACAUCUUUAAAUACAUUGAUGGUUGCAUUGAAGAAUUAGGAGCAACUAGAAUAGUGCAAGUUGUGACUGAUAAUGCAAAAAACAAUGUUGCUGCUGCAAAGAUGCUGAAAGAGAAGAGGCCGACCAUUUUUUGGAGUGGAUGUGCGGCUCACACACUCGAUCUGAUGCUUGAGGGAGUUUCAAAGUUGCAAAAUUUUGACAAAGUCAUCAGCCAAGCAAAAGCAGCCACCAUCUUCAUCUAUGCUCAUCAUAAGACCCUGAAUAUGAUGAGAACCUACACAAAGAAAAGGGAUAUUGUGAGACCUGGAGCAACAAGAUUUGCUACUUGUUUUUUGACUCUCCACAGCUUGUAUGAGAAAAAAGCUCAGUUGAAGUCAAUGUUCACAAGUGAUGAGUGGCAUGAAUGCACUCAUUCAAAGGCGCUGAAGGGAAAGAAUGUGUUUGAGACUAUUAUGAGUUUUGGAUUCUGGAAUUCUGUGAUGAUGGUGUUGAAAAUAUUCAGCCCUUUGGUGAAGGUGCUAAGGCUGGCCGAUGGAGAGAAGAUACCUUCUAUGGGUUUUAUUUAUGGCGAGAUUUUAGAAGCUAGGAAGUGUAUCAAGGAACCUUGUGAUCAUGUUGAGAGGAAUUAUCAGCCUGUGUUUAAGAUCAUUGUUGAUAAGAUGAAAGACCCCACUAUCCAGUUUGACAUGGUCAUUGUGGAAGGAUUCAUGAGCUGUGUGGAGACUUUUUACUAUGGUAACUUUGAGAAUCAAGAUAAGAUUAUGAAUCAUGAACUUUGUCUCUACAAGAACAAAGUUGGUUUGUUUGGCAAUCGGUUAGCACUUAAAGGUUGUGAAACCAGAGAUGACAAGUUUAAUCUAGGAAACUGGUGGUCAACCUAUGGAUGUGGUGCACCAAAUUUGCAGAAAUUAGCAACAAGAAUACUUGCAUCGAUCUCUAGUUCAUCUGGAGAGCAAAACGCAGAUGCCAUCUUCGAAGAUGGUAAUGAAGACACUGUGGAAGAAUGGAUUGUUGGACCAAGAUUGGAAGACCAAGACAGUGAUGUGAACUUGGUUCUAGCCGCACAAUUUCCAUGA